This is a messenger RNA of Coccidioides immitis RS, 3183 nucleotides long. RefSeq lists its product as uncharacterized. NCBI's taxonomy places the organism in Eukaryota, Fungi, Ascomycota, Eurotiomycetes, Onygenales, Onygenaceae. The record is from RefSeq and is a predicted model, not a curated record. The transcript is spliced from 2 exons. Bases 412 to 2847 code for a protein of 811 amino acids.
UCUAAGAACGCUACUUCAUAUGCCUUGCCAGACAAGGGGCUGCUGCGGCGUGCCAACAAACUAAUCGGCAUCCAGAUCAUUGCUUCGAAACCCCACUCUUUCGAAAUACAGCUCCGCCUGCUCCCGUACCCAAUCUAGAUCAGGAGUAACGACCGACCGCUUCAACGCACUAUACCUCUUGCUUUCUACCGGUGCCUUUCUCCCUUCCUCGUGACAAAGGUCUACUCAACCUUUCUUUUCUGCAUCUUCCAGGGGCUGCGGUGCCCCGACCUAAACUUGACGCCGCCGCCGUCAAGCUUAUACAUCUUAUGUAAUUUGAAGGGCUUGCUCUCCUUCAACAAACCCCAUCGCCUCUCUAUCGAACGGCUCUCUCAUCGUCGUCCUCGCCGGACACUUGAAUCCGACAAUACGAUGACGUCAGCACCCUCUAAUCGACCCGCAAGCUCCCUGAGCGAGAGCUGGGCCACGCUCAGCAAUUCAGACGCGCAUUCCGAAGAUGAAUGGCGUUCGGAGCAUACAGAUAAUAUGUCCCUAGUCGGCCAUAGUGUCGCGGACGAUGUUGCAAGUCUCGGCAGCCGGGACCUGGAGAGUGAUAUCGACAGCGAGGACACCGAGAGUCACUGCUCUGAAUCCCGGCCUUUCCUACCACCUAUCUAUCGCGAGGCUGAAAAUAACUUUGAAAAUGAACACAAAAUGCAAGCUAGUUUUAUGUCGACGUCUGAAUCAAUUGUAUUCGAUGAACCGGAUUAUUGGCCAUCUACGGAAGUUGUGGAAUUGAAGCACACCGUCCAGGUACUUGAUAAAGCCGACGCUUUGCGUUUCGGCGUUCCCUUCGAUAUCGGGCAGGGAGACCUUGCCAUCUCCGUUCAGCAAUCAGUUUCCAAAAAGCCCAUUGAUGUGGAAAAGCCAUUCCGAGUGCUUUACAUUGGGAAUCCAAUGUUCAAGUCUAACGUUCUGGACAAACUUGGAGACGUACUAGUUACUAGCCCUAAGAAUAGUGUGUAUGCUGGCUCUGCAAAUUCAUCACGGUUCCAUGUUGUCCCAGCUUCUUUUGGCCCAGAUGCCACCCCAAAUUAUGCCGAAUUACUCCCCAUCCACGUUCAGCUUGUCGUGGAGGAAGCCGUUUCCGCCGAGGCGUUAGCUGGCCCGAGAAAUGCUGACAGUAUUGGCCUUUCUUUCAAGGACAGAGAGCCGGUCAUAUCCACAAGGACAGAGUCUGGCUUUCAGUUAAUUUCUGCUUCGAGUUGGGUUGCGCCAGAUAUUACCAUUUUCUUCGUGAGAGAAACUGAAGAUAUCUCAACAUAUGCCACGCGCAAUCUCGCCUUCACGUUCAUGGAAAGGCAUAACAUACCUGCAAUGGUGAUCUCCGAAUCUCCGCUUUGGGAUGGCCAUGAUUCUUCAAUCUCUAUUGAUCCGCGAACCCUGCAUAUCUGCCUAGAAUCGCGCGAUCCAGGCAGUGGCAGCUCCAAGGUCGUGGGUAGAUAUCCCAUAGACCUAGUCACCUUUGAGAAUAUUUCACCCGCGCAACUUAAUCGAAACUUGGCGUCCCUUGCCGGAAUUCACCCCAAGGAACAAGCGAAGCUAGUCUCUCUUCGGCGAUAUACGAACCAAGACGGGAGAAUGUCUGACAUUGCGAAAUAUGGGACAGGCUCAAAUUGUUAUCAUUUCUGGAAAGAUGGGUGCAAUUUAAGAACCAUGAAUGGCCGCAUCCUAGGGUUGAUUAUUGGGGUUGCUAUGAUAUGUCUCUGCUGCACUGGAUUAGGAACACUACUCUUUGCUCUAUUUAAGUAUUUUGCCGGAUUCGCCAAUGUCUCUGUUUCCAUUGCACAUGGAAAGAUUUCGGCCGGCUCCCACACGACACUAAUUCCAAGCACUAAAUCGAAUUCAAUGGGAACAUCACUGCUACCGAAAUCGAAUGCGGUGGUUCUCUCCAGUUGCGCGAAAGACAAGUCUCUGAGUGUCAAUGAUGAUAUCCUGAAAUUGACCCACUCGAACGUUCAGAAACCAAAUAACACGGACAAGUUUCAGGUAUAUGUCGUGGGUGAUUGCCAUGUGAUCAUCAAAGUACCAACUCGCAUAUCAUCGAUGAGAAAGGUUCCAAAAUUCGAAGUCAAAAUCACAAAGGCGGAUACAAAAUUGGAUUUCCACCUUUCAAAGCUUUUCGAUAAUGUAUAUACAUUACGACUGGCCAGAGAGGAUGCCCACGGGGUUAUGAACGUCACAAUCUCAGCGAAAGCGAAGCCGCUUGUAGAACAAAUCACCGAGAUCGACUUCGGUACUCCAUGGCUUAAAAUAGCAAGCUGGAAAAAGGCAGCUCAAUCUCUUUCGUAUCAGCUAAGGAACGACUUGAGUGCUGCUCAGGCCGGGAUUUCCGAGGCGUAUUAUCGAGUCUUCUUUGACCUGCAGUCCGUGAGCGACACUUUCAGAGCAGAAAGCGGCUUUGGUCCUCAAGCCUCAAUCAAGCAAAUCCUUAAGGCGGCAUGCGAGACUGUGAGCAAGGCAAAACGGUAUUCUGAAGAGAUCCAAAAAGAGUCAUCAGAGCUGAUGAAGGAGUCUUCACGGCUCUUACGAGAGCAAGCGCAGAUCAUUGCCAAAGAAACCACAGAGAUUGCCCACGGGAUGUUUUCGAAAGUGCAGCAGCACGCAAAGCGAGCGCGCCAGUCAGCACUGAAUGUGGAUCUCACGCAGCUAAAGCGCACAGCCGAAAGAGCUACCAAGUCGCAGUCCCUGGCUGCAGCGCAGAAGCAGGCGUUCCAUUUGGCUCGAGAUGCUCGACUUGGAUGGAGAAAGCCGCAAGAGUCUUGUAAUGGAAAAUCAUGUUCUGCCAAAGGGAUUAAGCAGAGGUAGAGUCUACUAUAUUCUCUUCUCCUGUGUUUGCUCUUUUCCUCUUCUCAUUCUUGUUGAUAUUUGUUUUCGUGUAUGAGACAUCUCAAGGACAGGUGGUGUUUGGUUUGCAGGUUUGGCGCAAAUAUGCCAAUCAUGAUAAUUAUUUCUCCAAGGAAAUGUAGUUAUUAGUUCACCCUUCUCCUUGGUAGAAAUGCCUCUUAUUUUCUCGCAUAUCAGCCUUCUUGACAUUCAAGGUGAAUCAAGGAAUUGAUCAGGAAUCAUGGUGGUGGGAAUUUCUUGUAUCUUGUGCUCUGUAUGCAGACAGAAUUAAUAUCUCAUUGGGAAUUGAUACUUUAA